AUGGUAGUAGUUUUUGAUCUAAAAGAAACAAUAGAAGGUCUUAGCAAUGAGAAACACUCCUUAGAAGGAAAAAUUACAACUAAUAAGGAAGAGAGGGAUGACCUUUUAGUGAUAUGCACCGAUCUAGAGGAAACCAUUGAGGAACUCAAUAGAGAACAUAGGAAUGACCUUUUAGUGAUAUGCCCCGAUCUAGAGGAAACCAUUGAGGAACUCAAAAGAGAACAUAGGAAUGUGAGUCUUGGGAAAGGGAAGGAAGUAGCUAGUGAGAUACACAUCAUGCUUGAAAAGGAAUUAACGGUUGUGAAAACCAGUCUAUGUAGUGAACUCGAGAAGAAUCAACAACUUCAAGUUGAAUUAGAGAAAGUAAGAAUUGAUCUUGAGAAAUCCCUGAAGUGGACCUGGUUCUCAGAUGUUGUCACUGCCAUGUAUCUUAACAAUAGUGGAAAUAGGCAGGAGAGCAGUGAGAGGAAGCAGAUUGCGAUGGACUAUGGAUGCUUAAAGCACGUGACUGAAAACAUCAUGAAUUUCCUCUCACUGAAAGCCAUGCUUGAAGGGAAUGAACCUGGUACUUUACUUACUACCACUAAAGCUGAAGAAAUAGUGGAGAUGCAGCUCAUGACACCUUUCAAGCAACAGAACACAGAGUGUGGGAAAUCAAACUCUUCCAAAUCUCCUCUUUCAAUCAAACUUCAGUCCCAAACUGGAAACACAAAAGCUCCCAUCUUCACAAACCUGGUGACUGGUGAGGUGGUGCUAGUGGCAAAAAGAUACAAAAAUAUCUAUGUUGCUGAUUUUGAGUCUCUAAAGAAUGGUGAUCUCAACUGUCUAAGUGAUGUUAAUGAUGAUGCUAAAUUAUGGCACAGAAGGCUGGGUCAUACAAGUUUCACGUUGCUGAACAAGUUAGUCAGAAAUGACCCGGUUCGUGGUCUGUCCAAGUCAAGAUUCAAGGAUCACAAAGUAUGUGAUACAUGCGUAAAAGGGAAGCAAGUCAGAUCCUCAUUCAAGCCCAAAAAUGAAGUCAAUACAUCUAGGCCACUUGAUCUUCUUCACAUGGAUCUAUGUGGACCUAUGAUGGUGGCAAGCAGGGGAGGAAAGAAAUACAUCUUCGUUAUAGUGGAUGACUACUCCAGAUUUACCCAUACUCUGUUUCUCAGAACCAAGGAUGAAACCUUUGAAGUGUUUGUUUCCUUCGUAAAAAAGAUUCAAGUGAAGAUGGGUAAUAAAGUAGCCUGCAUUAGGUCUGAUCAUGGGACAGAGUUCGACCAUGUCAAAUUUGAUGAGUUCUGCACUGAAAAUGGUAUCACUCACAAUUUUUCAGCUCCAAGAACACCUCAACAAAAUGGUGUUGUGGAGAGGAAGAAUAGAACUAUUAAAGACAUGGCAAGAACAAUGUUGAUUGACCAUGGGAACGCAAAGUAUUUCUGGGCAGAAGCUGACAAUACUGCUUGCUACCUGGUGAACAAGUGCAUGAUCAGGUCCCUUCUGAACAAGACUCCAUAUGAAUUAUUGAAUGGAAGAAAGUCCAAGCUGACUCAUCUAAGGACUUUUGGUUGUAAAUGUUUUGUUCUCAACAAUGGAAAGGAAGCUCUUGGGAAAUACGAUGCCAAAACUCACCUCUCCUGUGAGAAGAACAUACGCAUUGACCAAGAUGGAGAGCCCUUAUUUGUUCUAGGUGAAGUGAUUGACAUGGAAAAUGGAAAGGCAAACAUGAUGAGCCAUGUGAAAGAAUCCAGUGAAGAUGAUGCAAAUACAUCCCUAUCCAUUAGAGAGAAACCUGGUCCCCAAUUACAACAACUGAAGCUGAAAACAGAGUUCUUGGUGCAGUCCAGAGUACUCCACUUCUGA
Messenger RNA from Nicotiana tabacum (common tobacco), 1845 nucleotides. The record is from RefSeq and is a predicted model, not a curated record. NCBI's taxonomy places the organism in Eukaryota, Viridiplantae, Streptophyta, Magnoliopsida, Solanales, Solanaceae.